Molecule: messenger RNA, 1740 nt
Organism: Zasmidium cellare ATCC 36951
Lineage: Eukaryota; Fungi; Ascomycota; Dothideomycetes; Mycosphaerellales; Mycosphaerellaceae
Exons: 1
Coding region: 1-1740 (579 amino acids)
Source: RefSeq, a predicted model, not a curated record
AUGUCCACUUUCCAGCACGAGUAUUUUAGUAGAGCGGAAAGACAGAUCAAGCUCCUGGAAAUUGGCCUUGUCGGCAACUCAGCUCGAUAUUCCGUGACCCAAGGAUCUAUAGAAAACGAUCAGUACUUUGCGCUCUCCUACACCUGGGGCGACCCGAAGAACAGGCGAACAAUUGAAGUCGAUGAUCGCACUUUGAGCAUAACAGCCAACCUAUCGAGAGCACUCGACGAUUUCGUCACCUUUUUCCGAUCUUCUGAGCCAGGACGACCUAAUGUCUUGAUAUGGAUCGACCAACUAUGCAUCAAUCAAAAAGACGACGAAGAGAAGAGCGUUCAAGUCUCUGUAGCUGGAGAUAUAUACCGAAAUGCUCAGCAGGUUCUGGUCUGGCUUCCACUGGAUCGGGAUAUCAAGUUCGGCUUCAAGGACUGGACAUCCUGGCGGCACUGGCAUCAUCAACAGAUCACCUCGCCGCAGUCGAGUAGCUCGCCACCUGGCAGAAUUGCGAUGAGCUACACUGCCAUCUCUCAGCCUCGGCAAGACUACCCCGUUGCUUCUGAGGGCGAUGCCGUCGUUAAGAAUCAGCUCUCAGCAUGGGAAAACAUCCAUAGCAUCAUCACCAGUCCAUGGUGGGAGCGAGCUUGGGGAUAUGUCGAAUUCUUGCUUUCGGAGAAUGUUGCGUUCUUGUUUGGGGGACUGUGGACUUCAGCGGAGUCAUUUCACGACCUGAUUUCUCUCUAUGAGCAGCGGCGGGAAACGCACAUUAAGUUCUGCACUCUCACGCUCAACAUGCUUAAGCAUCAAGAGGGACAAAAGGCACCUUCAUCCAAGUUUUGUGGAUGCUUUGGCCGUGGUGAUGAUGCUCCACCGAAGGACCCGAACGUUGCCAAAGACCAGCGAGAAUACCUUCGACGACAUAGUCAACACCUGUCGGACCUGACACCCUACUGGAGUAGGAUCAUCAAUCACUUUUCUGCCAGAUCGGAACUCCAUGCAAGAGAUGAAAUGGCGACCACUCCUUUGUCGACGUUAAUGAAGCAGGCACGAAACUACAAAGUCACAGACACAAGGGAUAGACUCUAUGCUUUUCUGAACUUGGCGAAUCGUCGGUACGACAUCAAGAUAGACUACUCGCUGCCCACAAGAUCCAUCUUGAUCGAUGCCGCUCGUGCCGUCAUUCAGAACGAACAUCGGCUCGACAUUCUCGCAAUCGCAUGCGAAGACAGAAGCAACGGCACCAAUUCAGGGCAGAUCCCAUCCUGGGUUCCCACCUGGUCAAGCAAAGAAGACGCAGACUCACCAUACAGACAAUUCCUUCGCCAAAUCCAGUUCCCCAUGGCUCGAUAUAGCUACGGUGGCGGUGGGCCGGGCACGCGUGCUUCCCAAUCCAGCAGUCCGGUUGUCUUCUUCCCCCCAAACGGGAUCCUGCAGGCCAGAGCCUUGUUCGUCGACAAGCUCAUCGUGAUGGUUGCAGAGGACGCUUCAAAACACUUUCGGACUUUCAUUACUGAUUCAGGUCGCAAAGUGGCCACCGUUCGAAAAGCAGAGGCGGGAGACGAGAUCUGGAUCUUCCUCGGCGCGGAUGAAGUCUUCACUCUGCAUAAAGACGGCGACUUUCAUGUCAUACUUGGCCAUGCUAUGGUCCGCGAAACGGGUGGAGAAACGUCUGAUGUAUUGCUGGGUUCGAUGAUCGAUCGGCUUAACAAAGGACAGGUCUCUGCGACUGAUAUUCGCAUCAAGUGA